ACUAACAUCAAUGGCGGAUAAAACCAGACGCGGAUUUAAUUUGAUCGAACGAUUCUCACAAACAAAAUAUCUCUAAUUCUCUAAUUGAUGAAACCUGAAAAGCACAAAUGGAUACUAAUGAAGAAUGGAGUGUUCCGAACAGUGACGACGAAAGGGACGAAGAGCUACUUGGUUUAACACAAAAUGGCUGCCACGAUGUGCCUGUGAAAAUCCUGAAAUACUACGAGGACAUUGAAAAGAAUAAAGUAUUAGAACUGAACGUGAAAGAGUUUAGAAAGCCUUUUAAGCAAGAUAUUGUUGAUGGUGAUAAAGAUAGUUGUCAGAAGGAACUUCAGGAGGAGAGAAAAGACGACGAAGAGAGUUCAACUUGUGCAGACGAAGAGAAGGAAACACAUCUAGAAAAAUCAAAUGAACCUUCAGAGUUUGAUUAUCUGGAAGAACCAGAUGAAUGUCAAGGACAGCUUACAAGAAGAACUCCCAAAACUGGAAGACUACCGAAGAAAAGAGUUGGGACCCUAAAGAAUGUUAUCUCCAACUUAAAACGUUACAAACAACUUGAUAGUUCUACUAGUGAAGACCCAAAGCUAACUACUGCAGAAAACAAAUCUGAUUUUGAAAGCAAAAAAGAUGUUAGUGAGCCAAAGGAUGAUCCAGAUGACUCCAAAAACACAUAAUGGAAUACAUGCAAUUUUGUAAAUAUUAAGAAAACCUUAUGUUUCAAACAAGAAGAAGAAUAGAUGUUUCUUGAGGCAAGUCUGCUAAGCAUUGGAAUCAGUCGCUAGCUGUUAAUUGAAAGUUUACUCAUUUUGUACAAGGCUUUGUUGACUACUACAGUGUAUAUACAAAUGGGUUUGUAGGCUGUGUUUGUAGGUGAGUGAAAUCCAAAAGUCAUGAAUGGUGUUUGAUAGGGCAUUUGCAUGACUCCCUUGUGGGAAUACAAAUUUAGAUAAGAAAGAAAAUUUGUGAAGUAUUAUUGUAGUGGGAGUCAAAUGACGCCAUCAUGCGAAUGUCCUAUUAUCCUAAAUAUAUUAAUUGCUGCACAUGAUGAACUAUAGUUUUGCUAUGCAUGGCAACUCCAACCUUGACUUGGUAUUUUUAUUUGUGAACACUGAACACAACAAUAGCAAGAUUUCUUCAAAAUCAUUUUCAGGUUCAAAACAAAAAACCUGAGAUUGAAAGUUAUUCCCAGAAAAUGACUUAAAUAUCCUCUGAUGUAUUCAUUUUAGAUCAUACACAUUCAAAAGAUAUGAAAGGUGUUCAAUAUUUACCUAUAUGUAUAAAAAUUUAUGAACAUUCCAAAAGUUGUAUCACUAGAUACAUCUGAUCAACAUACCUUUUACGGUAUGUACUAUUUCUAUGUUCUAUGUAUUUUGAACUGGAAACCAUCCUGCUACAUGUACAGGACUGUGAAAUUCAUAUAUGUGUACCAUUUGUCACUCAUGAUUUUAAAGUGCCUAUGACAUUCUAUUUUUUAUUUUUUUAUAUCAAAAUAUAAGUCAUUCUAAGAGAGAUUCCGAAAGAAUCUUUUGAUUUGACACUUCUUUCAUUUUUCAGAGCAGUUAAGUUGAAAAAUGGUUGAUUUUUUAUGUUUAACUGCUUGGAAAAAAUAGAAAGAAGGAUCAGAAUUUUAACAUGUACAAUCUUAGAAUGACAUAUCUUGAUCAUGGGCUGUAGGAGAAUAUUUGGUUUGUGAUGGGUAAAAUGCUUGUUAGUAGACCAAAUAAAUCACUAAUGAGUUACUUGGA
Messenger RNA from Actinia tenebrosa (Australian red waratah sea anemone), 1745 nucleotides. RefSeq lists its product as uncharacterized. The record is from RefSeq and is a predicted model, not a curated record. NCBI's taxonomy places the organism in Eukaryota, Metazoa, Cnidaria, Anthozoa, Actiniaria, Actiniidae. Gene Ontology annotation, cellular component: MLL3/4 complex. Gene Ontology annotation, biological process: positive regulation of intracellular estrogen receptor signaling pathway; positive regulation of cell cycle G1/S phase transition. Gene Ontology annotation, molecular function: nuclear estrogen receptor binding.